ACUGUUCCAAGAGUCGGCAGAUGCCGGAUGGCACUAUAAGUGCACACUGCACAGAGCGAACGCUCAGCGAAGCACUGAGGCGCGCGAGAUUCUUUGCUGAGCUAGAGGAGGACAGUCUCCUCCGAUAGCAUCUCGUCUUUUCAACAUGGAUUUAGGGAUCAAAAGACACGGUGGGAUGUUUAUACAGGUUGCAGUGCUGCUUUCCUACGCAUAUGGUGCAAUUGGAAGAGAGAUCUGUGAUGGCCCUCUGGUGUCAAACCUGCCCCAGUCAUCCUUCAGAAGCUCCUCCCAGCUGUCCAACAGCCACGGGCCUGGCUUUGCCAAGGUCAACAGAAGAGAUGGUGCCGGGGGUUGGUCUCCACUGGAAUCUAAUAAGUACCAGUGGCUGGAGGUGGACCUGGGCCAGAGAACCGAGGUCGCAGCCGUGGCGACGCAGGGGCGCUACGGAAGUUCCGACUGGGUUUCGGCCUACUUGCUCAUGUUCAGCGACACGGGACGCAACUGGAAGCUGUACCGCCAGGAGGACAGCAUAGGGGCCUUUGCUGGGAACAGCAAUGCAGACAGUGUGGUGCAGAUCAAACUGCAGCAGCCAGUGAUAGCACGCUUCGUCAGGCUGAUUCCUCUGGAAUGGAACCCUAAUGGAAGAAUCGGUCUGAGGCUGGAGGGCUACGGAUGCCCCUACAACUCUGAUGUGGCCAGCUUCGACGGCAGUGGUUGCCUGCUGUACAGGCUGAGCCCUGACCAAAGCCAGACAGCCAAAGAAACCGUGUCACUGAAGUUCAAGACUCAAAGGAAUUCGGGGACAUUGAUACACGCCGAGGCGCACGAACACAGCCUGACUCUGGAGCUACACAAAGGGAAACUUCUCCUCCACCUCAGGAAAGGUAAAAGUGCGUAUUUGGAAAACCACAAGGUUGUGUCGCUGGGCAGUUUGCUAGAUGACCAGCACUGGCAUCAUGUCACUGUGGAGAGGGUUAGCGGGCACAUCAACUUUACGGUGGACAAAAGUACUCAACAAAUCCUGGUCCCUGUGGACCUGAGUCACUGGCAGAUACACGAGAUAAGUCUGGGAGCGACCCAAUGCCACGGGCCGCAGAGGCAAGCUUCCAGAAGGAGCUUCCAUGGGUGCCUGGAGAACCUGCAGUACAAUGAACUGAACCUGAUGGAGCAGGCCAAACAACAGGAGCAGGUUUCAAGCAUGGGCAAUGUGACCUUUACUUGUGCUGAGCCAGUCUCUGUCGCCAUGACGUUUGCUGGCUCGGAAAGCUUCCUCCAGUUGCCGGGGGCGACUCAGAGCGAUGGGGUGACGAUGGGCCUGCAGUUCCGUACGUGGAACAAAGCGGGUCUUCUGAUCACCUUUGACCUCCAGCCACUAGGAGCCACCCUGUGGCUUUACCUCAGCGAAGCCCGAGUCAAACUGCAGAUCCACAAGGCUGGCAGGAUGCUGCUGGACCUGACUGCAGGAUCUGGUUUGAAUGACGGACAGUGGCAUGCAGUGGACCUGAACUCCAGACGAGGACGACUCAGCGUCUCCGUAGACAAAGAAGAGGCAUCCACGGCUCAUGCCAGCCCAGCAUUUCCUGUCGUGACAGGAAACUCCCUUUUCUUCGGAGGCUGCCCAGAUGGCGAAAACAACCUGGAGUGCAGAAACCCCUUCAAUGUGUUCCAGGGCUGCAUGCGCUCCAUCUACGUGGAUGGCAAUCCCGUGGACCUGAUUAAAGUGCAGCAGAUGCUGAUAGGGAACUUCAGCGACCUGCAAAUCGACAUGUGUGGAAUCAUCGACAGGUGCUCACCAAGCCAUUGUGAACACGGUGGGAAAUGUACACAGUCUUGGAGUACGUUCCACUGCAACUGCUCCCACACAGGCUACAGUGGAGCAACUUGUCACAGCUCCAUCUACGAGCGGUCCUGCGAGGCGUACAAACACAGGGGGAACACAUCUGGGCUGUUCUACAUCGAUGUGGACGGAAGCGGCCCCAUCAAACCACAGCUCAUCUACUGCAACAUGACGGAUAAGACGUGGAUGGUGAUCCAGCAUAAUAACACAGAGCUUACCAAAUUAAAACCGUCCUCCGGGAGAAAUCAGCAUUUAGCCCAUUUUAACUAUUCGGCCGAUGCGGAGCAGCUUGGGGCUGUAAUUACCCAGGCGGAGCACUGCGAGCAGGAACUGUCCUACCACUGCAGAAAGUCACGCCUCUUAAACACACCAGAUGGGGCCCCUUUCAGCUGGUGGGUGGGCCAAUCAGGAGACCCUCAGACGUAUUGGGGCGGAGCCGUGCCAGGGAGCCAGCAAUGUGCCUGUGGCCUGCAGGAAAACUGCGUUGACCCCAACCACUACUGCAACUGCGAUGCCGACCGCAAGGAGUGGGCCAAUGACUCAGGCCUGCUCGCCCAUAAGGAGCACCUGCCUGUGAGAGCCGUCGUGAUUGGUGACACACAGAGACCUGGCUCUGAGGGAGCCUAUCAAGUUGGUCCCUUGAGAUGCCAUGGCGACAAGAGCUUCUGGAAUGCUGCCUUUUUCAACAAGGAGACCUCUUACCUCCACUUCCCCACCUUCCACGGAGAGUUAAGUGCAGACAUCUCCUUCAUGUUCAAAACCACUGCCUCCUCCGGGGUGUUCCUGGAAAACUUUGGCAUCAAAGACUUCAUCCGGAUUGAACUGAGCUCAUCAUCCGAGGUGGUGUUCUCGUUCGACGUGGGCAACGGGCCGCUGGAGGUGCGGGUGGAGACGAGCGCCCCGCUGAACGACGACAGGUGGCACGCGGUGCGAGCCGAGCGGAACGUGAAGGAGGCGUCGCUGCGCGUCGACGCCUCCCCCGCCUCCACGCAGAAAGCCCCGGCCGACGGGCACAUCCAUCUCCAGCUCAACAGCCAAUUAUUCGUGGGAGGCACAGCCUCCAGACAGAAGGGUUUCCUGGGCUGUCUCCGCUCGCUGCAGCUCAACGGCAAGACCCUGGACCUGGAGGAGCGGGCUAAGAUCACACCCGGGGUGAGGCCUGGUUGCCCGGGACACUGCAGCAGCUAUGGAGCCCUGUGCCAAAAUGGCGGACGCUGCGUGGAGAAGUACAACGGCUUCAUCUGCGACUGUGGCCAGUCUGCCUACACAGGACCCUUUUGUCAGAAAGAGGUGUCGGCUGUCUUCAAGCCCCAAACCUCGGUCACGUACACCUUCAAGGAGCCGUACGAGCUGAACCGGAACGCCAGCGGCCUGCCCUCCUCCAUCUUCUCCGACCUGACCCUGGUGGGGGAGAACAUCACCCUGAGCUUCAGCACCACGCAGACCCCUGCCCUGCUCCUCUACGUCAGCUCCUACUACAAGGAGUACCUGGCCGUCCUUCUCAACAGGAACGGUUACCUGGAUGUGAAGUAUAAACUGCAGAUGAACAAAGAUGCUGAGGUGAUGAGGACUAACGUGAGGAACCUGGCCAACGGACAGCUCCACAGAGUGUCCAUACGGAGACUCUCCGAGGCUGUCACCGUGCAGAUUGACGAGCAUGCGAGAGAGGACUUCAAUCUCACAUCUGAUGUGGAAUUCAACGCUCUCCAGUCGGUUGUUAUGGGUAAAGUGUCUGAGUCGGGUGAGCUCGAUCCCGAGAUCUCCAGGCUUGGGGCCCUGGGUUUCAGCGGCUGCCUGUCUGUGGUCCGGUUCAACUCCAUCGCGCCCCUGAAGGCAGCCCUACUGUACCCCGACACCAGCCCCGUCAUCGUCACAGGACCCUUGUCAGAGUCCAGCUGCGGCUCCUCCUCGCCGUCCAAUCCUUACGCGGCAGAGACCACGCAUUCCCUGGCAGACCACUUUGGUACUGUUGGUACUGGGGAGCCUAUAGUCAAUGCAAUCAAGAGUGACUCUGCUUUGAUUGGAGGUGUUAUUGCCGUUGUGAUAUUUGUCAUCCUGUCAGCCCUGGCACUACUAGCAAGGUUCCUCUACCGGCGGAAAGAGACAUUUCAGAGUCAGCCACCAAAAGGAGUCAAGCCUGACGACAGUCCAGAGUUCCCUUUCAACAGCGAGGCCAACUCACAAAAUGUACUGAGUGAAAACCAAAAGGAGUAUUUUAUAUAAGGCAUCCCCCCCCCCCCCCCCCAAGACCUUUAAAUGAUGGUCUGACCCGGGGAAGAUGAGUAGGGACUGAAAUGCCUUGCCAAGCCUAGAGACAUUAACAUUCACAGUGCAUUACACACACAGGCCCCUCGAGCGACUGGCGACAGAAGCCGAACAAGAUGUGAAGACAAAACACAUUAUUUUGUCCCGUUCUUCAGUUUUUUUCCCCUCUUGUACAUAUGUUCUCGAUAUCACAAUGAAAAAAGUGUUGAUGGACAUUUAACGGUGUUGAUAACUUUGUUGAAGAGACACUUUGACAAUGUUAUUUAAAUGAUUUCGAAAUUCUUCAAUUCUUUUCAAAUGUAACUGUCACAUUUUGUCUUUAUAACUAUUGACUACUAGUCCUUUCCAGUGGUAUUGAAAUAUAUCCUUGUUUGUAUCUGGUGGUUAUGAAGAUUCCAAUACAAUACAUGUUCCAAUGAAACGAAUGAUUGAGUUGAAAGUAUUUUUGGUAUUAAGGUGUUUUGCUUUCAUGAGAGUUGAGAAGUCUGAACCAUGCUUUCUCCCUUUCUUUUGACUGUGUGUCAACAAAGACACACCGCGUUGUUUUUUAGUACUUGACCCGCAUCAUGUCAAACCAGUUGACCAAAUGAUAUCAUAUUUCCAAAUACAUGUGAUUAUUAUAGGACAACCGCAUUGUAGUUGCACUGACUUAACAUGUACAGUACUUAUGUAAAAACAAAAACUUCAGUAUGUUUUCUUUUCAGGACUUUCCUCAGCAAGAAGUACACGUAAUUUUCUGUGCUUUCUGUGCAUUAUUCUGGACAAAAAAAUGAAAAUAAAAGUUUUGCC
Hypomesus transpacificus is the source of this 4891-nucleotide messenger RNA. It is a transcript of the gene cntnap3, whose product is annotated as contactin associated protein family member 3. The record is from RefSeq and is a predicted model, not a curated record. The transcript has 24 exons. Lineage: Eukaryota; Metazoa; Chordata; Actinopteri; Osmeriformes; Osmeridae. The coding region runs from base 146 to 4060 and encodes 1304 amino acids.